CGGCUAUAACACUCGGGUUUGUGCGUCUUAACCGGAGAUUGGAAAUUAAUAAUAUUGAAUCCUCAAAGUAGCCCACUUCCAGUUAGAGAAGCAGAAAGUCGAGGAAAAAAAAGAAGACAUUGGAGAAAGGUGUGGUUGGUUGACAAAAACGGGAAGGAGAUUUACUGAGAAGGAGAUUGAAAAGAGACCGAUAAAGAAGUGGGGAGAGUUGGAGAGAGGGUUACAAGCAAGGUAUGAAUUCUUAUUUCGCAAACCCGUCGCUCUCCUGCCAUUUAUCCGGUGGUCAAGAUGUUUUGCCUAACGUACCCCUAAACUCCACCACCUAUGACACAGUCAGACAUUUUUCGUCGUACGGUGCAGCUGUGACCCAGAAUCGGAUAUAUUCACCUUUCUACUCUCCUCAAGAUAAUGUCGUUUUUGGGUCUGGCAGGGCACAGUAUGAAUAUGGAUCAAACGUGUUUCUUCAAGACAAGGACGUGCUCCCCAGUUGCAGACAAACAAACAUGGGACUCAAUACACAAAGCCACAUUGCUCAAGAGUACAGUUUGGAUCAAGGAAGAGCAGGAGCUCAGGAUCAGAAAAGCAACAUCCCGAUCUACCCGUGGAUGCAGCGAAUGAACUCACACAGCGCAGGAGUGGGCUACGGGACAGACAGGCGCAGAGGACGUCAAAUAUAUUCUCGUUACCAAACACUUGAGCUGGAGAAGGAGUUUCAUUUCAACCGCUACCUGACCAGGCGCAGACGCAUCGAAAUCGCAAAUGCGCUUUGUUUAACGGAGCGGCAGAUCAAAAUCUGGUUUCAGAACCGACGCAUGAAAUGGAAGAAGGAGAGCAACCUGACCUCCACGGUGACUGGAAGUGAACAGACAGCAGCCUCUCCGGAGGAGGAACGCAGUGGCGCAAUGGAAGAAGAGAAAGAUGAGGUCAAGAAGAAAGAAUAAAAAAAAAAAAGAAGUGGGGGGAAAAACACCUGAUGACCAUGAAAACCCAACAUAACUACCUAAAAAAAUCUAUAUGGACCUGAGAGCGAGUUCACUGCAUGAUGGCUACCCCGCAGCUCUCCCACUUAUAUCUCAUGUUGACCACAGGAGUGUUGAGCCUUAGAAAUCCAAAUAAUUUCAGCCACAGUAUGGCCCCUGUGACAUUGGAGCGCCGAGUUUUUUUUUUUUUUUUCCUUCGCAAUGUCACACUUGUAUUGUAUUAAAAAUAAAAAGAAGUAUUCAUUUCUACGUUAUUUCCCAUGCCAGUAAAAUCUGUGUAUUUAUCCCCCACUGCCCAUCCAUCACUGUGAACUCUUUGAUCACCUCACAAAAUACAGUGUUGGUCAGACUUAACUCAGUAUUGUACAUGCACAUUCCACGGAAGGAAAGGACCGGGCGGACACUUUAAUUUGAUCACAGUGUAAUACUUGAAUAUUCCGUAGAAAGUGUCUUGCAUAAACCUGAAAGUUGCACGGAUAUGCUACAGUGUAAACACACACAUACACACACAACACUGAAAUGCCUGUAUAUAAUCAAAUUAACGGUACAUUAUGUAAAUCCUGUGUGGACUUAUGUGCAUUUAGCCGCUUUGAUAGACGCUGCAUAGCAUAAAAUUGCGCUUAUACCCCUUUUUUGACCAUUUGACACGAUACGCUUUCCUUGUGAAAUAGAUUUGUACACUAGUAAUUCUUCACUUUUGUUUUUUUGGAGUUACGUGUUUUGUCAUAAAUGUGUAUCAUGGAAUAAAAUAUUUGUAAAACUUU
Messenger RNA from Thunnus maccoyii (southern bluefin tuna), 1744 nucleotides. RefSeq names its product homeobox C6a (gene hoxc6a). Gene Ontology annotation, molecular function: RNA polymerase II cis-regulatory region sequence-specific DNA binding; DNA-binding transcription factor activity, RNA polymerase II-specific. The record is from RefSeq and is a predicted model, not a curated record. NCBI's taxonomy places the organism in Eukaryota, Metazoa, Chordata, Actinopteri, Scombriformes, Scombridae. Gene Ontology annotation, cellular component: nucleus. Gene Ontology annotation, biological process: regulation of transcription by RNA polymerase II; anterior/posterior pattern specification. The coding region runs from base 234 to 941 and encodes 235 amino acids. The transcript is spliced from 2 exons.